CCGCCUGGACACCGUUGCUAAGGAAUCCCGAGUACGCGCGAGUGGGUCGGAGGCGCGCAGCUCGAGCGCUGCUCUCAGUGCUCAGACAUGGCGGCGGACCUCAACCCGGAGUGGCUGUCUUGCCUGCCUUCCUCAUGGAGUUACGGCGUGACCCGCGACGGACGCGUCUUCUUUAUCAAUGAAGAAGCGAAGAGCACAACCUGGCUGCAUCCAGUCACGGGAGAAGCCGUCAUUACAGGGCACAGAAAAACUCCAGAUUUACCCACCGGAUGGGAAGAAGGAUAUACGUUCGAAGGAGCCCGCUGCUAUAUCAAUGCUCUUUGAAAAGGAAGAUGAGGAAUAAUUGAGAUGACCUGUGGUCUACUUCUGGAGCGGCGUGUGAAGCAGAGGUUGUGCUGGCCGUCGCAGCGAUUGAAAGGCCUCUGUUGUAGUGUGGCUAGCUGGAGACGGCUUCUCUUUUUUUCUGCUUUUGCUUGGCAGCUGUUGCAGCGUCUUGGGAAUGCUGCAAAAUAAACAGCUCAUGAAGACACUCAUGUUGGUCAUUAGUUUCCGCCUACUGCCUAACAGGCCGCAGAUUGGGCAGCGCGACAAGAGGCGGAGGAUGAGCUCCCUCCCUGUGUCUCGCUCAUGCCUUGUGUUGCAAAUUAAAGGGGGAAUGCGGUGAAAUAACACACUCCAAAGAGCGGCAGAGGUUACUCUCAACGAGAGUGCAUCUAACUGGAUGGAAUAACCUUUUAUGUGAUGUAAUUUAAGUGUACUUGUUUUAGAGAUGCAGUCUGACUGUUUUUUUUCUGGGGUGUUUCUAACUGGAGUGGGAAAUAAAUGGAGCGAUGUGUGAAGAGAGGGGAAUGUUGCAAAGGUCACUUAUUCAGCUGUGGCGUGCUCUUUCCGAAUGUGCUGUUUUGUGUUUGUGUGUGCAUCUGUUCGUGUUGUGUAGAUGUUAGAUGGGUCAUAGCAACACUGGCUUAACCAGUGACCGUCUGUUUGUUUGAACAAUGGCAGAUGAAAUAGACUUCUGUUUAGUGUCCCUAUAGGGAUUGGAAUGACUUGACCCUUUAACCUUUUCACACAAAAGUUAAGAAUAUUCAAACGGAUUUUUUAAAAAUGUCAGCAUGUUUAGAAUGUACAACAUUCCAUUUCCAUGGCGAUGCAUCAAGUUUGUCACAUGCUGUCACUUUGCUGUCACAGUUGGGUUCCGGAAGUAAAAUCCCAAUCAUUUUCUCCAUAGAGGAAUUGAUGUUUAACAAUAAUUUACGAACUAAACACAGACCUACUUGAAGCUAUAAGGUUAAUUAAUAGUAAAUGCAUUUGUUAACGCCCUUUAACUCGCAUUAUUUAUAAUAAAUGGUGUUUAACAGUUGAAUUUCUGGUGAAAAACUACAUUACCCAUGAUUCUACAAUGCAACCUGACUGUAUCUGUUAUAAACUGUAGGUUUUGGUGGAUGUGAUUGAAAAGUGAACAAAAGGAAGGCAUGGACAGUAUCCAAUCAAAACAUCACUCAUUCCGCUGCAGGUGUUUCCACCUCGGCAGGGAUGCUGUUGAAUGAAAUGCCUCUAAUGGUCCUCACAUGUUUAGCUGUCGCUGUGUGAGCGUUUGCUCGUUUCCAGAGCAGCAGUAACGUGAGAUGCUGUGGUUUUAGGACAGUUAAGUGGGUCGAUGGAUGGGUGGAGUGGGUUCACAGUGAUGAAAAGCUUCCUAAUGCUUCCUAUGACUGUCGAAUCAUGUGGGGCCCGCUUCCCUCUCUCGCUUUCUCUCGCUCGCUCAUUCUGAGAGCCAUGUGGCUAGAAGAAAUGGUGUGAAAGGGUAAAUGACGCUUGGCCCUCUGAUUGUUUUGACACAAGAGCCAGGCGCUGACAGCUCAGUUCAUCGCUCAAGUUAUUCCAGUGCAAAAUAACAGAAUUUGGCUUUGACUGCAUAUAAACGUUUCUUCGACUGCUCUAAUUGGAUAAAGCAACUCCUUUUGGACUGAAAUGGUUCUGGUGCUCAUCUAAAAAAUCGGCUCUCGUUUUGACAGACUUGUGGGUUGAGAGAUAAUGUGGCUAUGUUUCUACAUGACCUGAUCUUAAACAAACAUGGCUCAUCAUUGCAGUCUUUGAGUUUUAGUUGAAGUAAUCAUGUUUUAAUUUCUAAUUUGAUUGAAUUCUCUUAUUGCUGUCCAAACUGGCUUUGAUUCAACACUUGGAAUUUAUUUAAAAGUUACAAUUAAAAUAAAUAAACCAGGUGAAGUUGUUUUGCAGCUUAUUCAUCUGAAUGGCGCCAAGUUGUGCUUUUCCAGUCUCGACGGCUUUGUUGAUUAUAACUGGAGCGAUCUGUUUAAUUUAGUAUUAUCAGACACGCAAUGUUUUUCUUUUUUUCUUCUUCUUAGUUUGCAACCAGUUUACAAAAUUGCCCAUUGCAGAGCCAAUUUUUCCAGUACAGAAAUGUAUUUUAAUCAUUGGAAACUAGUGAUGCUCUAAAAUGAAUUUGGCCAGUUCUGUUAAUGUUAUAAUAAAUUUUGGUGAUUACAUUUUAUCUAUUUACUGUGACUCAUCUGUAAUGAGAUAUAGAUCAAUUUUAACAAGCUGUUGUUUGAUAAAUAUGAAAAAGAAAAAAAAAAGUAUAAUUUCUUACUCAAUUGCUUUUUCUCUGUUGAAGUUUAUGCAGUAUUUUCAGCCAGCUGUUAUGGUCUGUCUCCUCUAGUUUUUAGCUGGAAAUUUUCUCACCUAACCAGUUGGUUUAAGACGUUAGUCACUGAGAAGCUAAUCUUUCUGGCCCAGACACUAAUGAUGCACACACACACACACACACACACACACACACACACACACACACACACACACACACAAAAUGCAGCACUGAAACUGGAAUUAUUAAAUUUAUAAUUAGUGUUUGUUUGGAAAAAACAAUCAAUUCUGCUAAUGGCAUAAUAGUAGACUCUGAAAUGAGAUAUUGACAUGAUAUUGACUAUUUUUAACAAGCUGUUAUAUAAUAAAUAUGCUAAUAUACAGAAAAUUGAACAAUUGUGUUGUUAAAAACAGAACAAUUUCACAUGCAUGCUGCUUUUUCUCCAUUUCUCUAUUAUGCAAUAUUUUCAUCAAAAUGCUAUGAUAUGUUUUCUAUAGUUUUGGCCGCAAAUUUAUUUACUUGUUAUGCACCAAAAUCAAACAUUAUGGCUGACACUGAAAGAUUGGCUUUAUUUUGAUUUUAUAUUGCACUUAACAUACACCAAUUAGUGUGACUCUACAUGAGAUAUUGAUAUUUUAAACAAGCUGUAAACAUGAUUAUAUGAUAAAACCUGAAUAGUUUUACAUGCAUGCUGCUUUUUCUCCAGGCUUAAAUGUCCGUUAGGCAAUAAAAGUGUUCAGUCCAUUUUUUUUCUUGCUUUUAGUCAUAUUUUUGAUGCAUCCCUCUUGUAAACAUAAGGAAGACAAGCUUUAUGAUUGGGCACCAGAACCAUCCAUCGGGUAACCAGAAAACUCAUUCUUGGUAAAAGUUGCAUUAAAGAUCUACAAUAAAGAAUCCAAUGUCCAGUUCAGUUCCUCCCAGGUUUGUAAGAAGGCCCUUGGGUUGUAGCAUUUAGCUUGGUGACAGCACCAUUCCAGAUGCCAGUGGAUGGGUUACUCAGCUGUUAGACACUUAAUAUCGGCUUCGGAUGAUUUGUAUAAGUGGGCUGCUAAAUGAAUGGGUAGAUGGCAGCUUGGGAGAUGAUGGAGUGCUCAUUAAUUCAUAGUCAGUGGCCGGACGCUCUCCGCAGCUUCAGAUUUUGCUGACGCAGAGCCAUGAUUCAUUUCUCAGAUGGGGUCAGGAUAGACGUUUAAACGGAUGGAUCAGUGCUCCUCUGACUUGGGCAACCAAGCGUGGCUUUCUGGGUCAGCCCACCGGCUAUGCGGUGCAACCGGGCCACACGUUUCUCUGAGAUUUUAACAAGAUGCCAGCGGCGAUCGUUCGCUCACAGUACUCAUUAGACAACAAGAACGUGGCUCAGGUCUUGCGCUCAGUGUGCGCAUUGUGCCGCCGGUGCCUGGAUCUCUUUGUUGUUAGUGCUUGACUGUGAUCGAGCAGGUGAUGCAGACGUUUUCCCAGCGUUUCCUCGCCACAUGUGGCCCCUUCCUGCAGCACAACCCGUUUUAUCUCGCUCUCCUGCUCAGCGCGUCCUGCAGCGUGAUUCAAUAGCACCGGCCGCCCAUCCUUCUCCUGACGGACACGCCAAUAGAUUCACUUAUCCACCGUUUUGACGACACUAUCAUUUGUCUAGGCAAUUCACGACUGCUUCGGGUUUUUUUCCUUAAGGCAAGAUGCUACAGGCAAAAACAUUGGUCAGUUUUGAGAUUUUGCUUCCAUAACAUCUUUAGGCUAGUGUAAAGAAAGCAUUUAAAAUACACAUUUUGAAGUGUUUAUCAUUGCACUUUAUCUGUUUGCAUCUGUAGGUUUCAAUUACAGUAAAACGUUUUCUUAAAAUGAGUUUUCAUCUCCUCUUCAGCAUCACAUACACCAGCCUAAACAGUUUUAUUCCUCUCUAUAUUCUGAAGGUUUUUUACUGAGGGGUUUGUUGAUAUGUCAUUUGCAUGAGACUGUAUGUAUUUAACAUGUAUUUAACAAUAUAAUGUGAAAAAAGUGUGUUUUUUUCUGGCUGUUGACAGUACUUUCUGAUUGAUUGAAUGAUUAAAAAAAGAGAUACCCAAUAUCCUUCUGUAAAAACCUUUAAUUUAAUGUCAACAAA
Cyprinus carpio (common carp) is the source of this 4700-nucleotide messenger RNA. Its product is annotated as pleckstrin homology domain-containing family A member 5-like. Gene Ontology annotation, cellular component: cytosol. The record is from RefSeq and is a predicted model, not a curated record. The coding region runs from base 88 to 324 and encodes 78 amino acids. NCBI's taxonomy places the organism in Eukaryota, Metazoa, Chordata, Actinopteri, Cypriniformes, Cyprinidae. The transcript is spliced from 4 exons. Gene Ontology annotation, molecular function: phosphatidylinositol-3,5-bisphosphate binding; phosphatidylinositol-5-phosphate binding; phosphatidylinositol-3-phosphate binding.